UUGACAAUCGACGUGUACAGAGGAUUUGAAUGUGUAAGUUUACAGCCAACAUAAAUUCAGUCGCUGAAUAAGGGGAGGCGAUUUAAAUACCCGGAAGUGAGGAAGGGGUGUUGAUCAAAUAAUUGUUUUGCUUAAUAUAUAUUAUGUUUUGAGUACAUUGUAAUUCGCAAUAAACAUUGAAGCGGUAGAUAAUUCAAUAGUUACUCAAACUAUUAUAAAACAUGAGACGCCUUACAUUCUAGUAUUGAGUAGUUUCAAUACUAGAAGUAAAUUUAGGCUUGGGCUACAUUACCUAGCGUAACGGUUUUAAUAUUAAUUAAUGCCCAUGCCAUACCUAGCGCCUAGCUAGCUGGCUAGAGUAGACAGGCUAAAUCUACUAACUACUAUUACUAGUACUACUCAUUGACAUUGAGCUAAUUUCUGUACUUAUAAGUACAAGUAUUUGGACGUACAAGGAUUCUUAAUCUCUCUCCAGCCAAAGCUUUUAUUCAAUCAAGUAUUGCAUUUUAGUUUUAAACCUAGCCUAAUAAAAAAAUUUAAAAAAAAAGAAUGUCCAGACAGCAGCUCCAGCAAACCUUAUUUGCGCCCAAUGAUGAGCGUCUAAUAACACUGAUAUCUGUUUCCAAAAUGCCUCGGAAAACAAAUCUAAAAAAGAGAAGCAGUUUGUUGUGUGCAGUAUGUAAGUAUAUGGAAAAUAAAUUAAAGCUUUAAAACUGACCUGGGCUAUCUUUGUGCCGUUCAUUUUUGGAUUUUAAAACACCAACCAUGUUCUUAUGAUUUAAUAAAAUAUAUCAUUAAGCUGAAUUAGAGGUUAAUUAAAAUUUGAAACCCCAUUACACAACACACACCCCCCCCCCCCCCCAACCUAAAAAAAAAGGAAGUGGGGAAUUUAUUCAACCUUAGAUACGUUUUCUAACAUUUUUCAUUAUUCAGUAAAAUUCAAAUUUAAAACUGUUUUUCCUUAAUUUCAAUAAAUAAUAUCUCACAUCUCCGCUCCACCUCUCUUAAUUGCAAGUUACAGUGCUAUGACUGCAGGAAAUGAACAAGUAUAAAUGUUAUAAUACUAUUUUCAUAGUGAAUACCAUGGAGAAUCCAGUCAAGGUGUACAUUUAUCAUGUGAAGAAAUCAGACAGAGCAGAGGGUUUCAAGAAAAAGAUGGCAUGGCUGUUAAGGGAUUUGAAAACUCUUGAUGGAAAAUCAGUAGAGAAAGUAAGUAGGUAUUUUUUGCUUUAGAACUAUGUGUAUCGAAUUCAUAUCAUGCGUUUGAAAUUUAACAUAACACAUCAAAACACGACUUAUCAUUUGUCUGAGUCUGUUAUCCAACUUGCAUUGAUCAGAUUUACACUUGAUGUUUGUUGAUUCAGGUAUUUUUAUUUAUUUUAGAAUAUUUGAAAUUAUUUUUAAAAAUUAACAUUAAUUAAUAAAAACAUUUUUUUGUGUAAAGCAUGUAAACAUAUUUUUUACUGAAUAUGGCUAUAAAGACUUAAGUGGCUAAAAUUGGUCAUUUGUUCUGUACUCCAAGUCAGGAGGUCGUUAUUUUUUUAAUCUAAUUUACUGUUGUAUUUUAGGAUGAACUGUUUAAAUUCAUCUUUGUAAACAAAUAUAUUCAUACCAACAUCUUUGACCAUUUCUUUUCUUUAUUAAAUUGUUUCAUUUAAAUAUACAGGGUGAUAAUUAUAGACUUUUACUUAAAGCCAAAUCAUCAUACCAAAAAAUUACUCUGUAUGUAAUAUUUUUAUCGCUUGAAAUAUUAUUUUACAUUUUAACAAUUUGUUUAAUAUUUUUAAUCUAGGUCACCUCAGACUUUGAUCUUCAUUUCUUUGAUAAGACAUACAAGUGGUCUGCAUCUACUGUGGAAGAAAAAGAGACUUUUGUUUCGUCCUUAUGGAGGGUAUGUUGAACUUUUGUUGGUGAAGAUUUAUUUUUUUGUUUUGAUCAAAAUUAAUACCAUGCCGCCUAAAAUGCAAUUUUUGCAUUUUUUUUUCAUUUUUUUUGGAUAAAAUGUCUUAAGCCCAAGUUUUUAAAUCAGUUAAUAAAAUGUUGAAAUAAUAAAAUUGUUUCAAAUAAUAACCUAAUCUUAUGUUGACAGAAAUUCAUGUAUUGCCUGUUCUAAACUUGAUUAUAAAUUCCUUAUAUAAAUGCCUUUUAAAUGAGCCACCAAUUAUUUCAGUUGAGCCACAGAUUUCUCAUGCAGCGCCCAGAAUUUGUCAAUAUUCCAGAGAGGCUUUUAGAAGGUAUGUUCUAAACGUCAACAACAGUUAUUAAAAUAUGAGCUUCUUUUCAAGAAAAACUAAUUAUAUAAUAUUUCAUUACUUUAACACUUCACUUCAACAUGAUUAUUAUUUUAUUUAAAAAAAAUGCCUUGAAAAUUUUCGCUGGAAAUGAUAAUUUUAGUGAGUUAAUAGAGUGUUUAUUUUGUGGUUAGUUGAGCAUAAAAAAAAAAAAAAAAAAAUCAAUUAAGAAUAAUUCCUAGCCAAAUCUAUUUAUCUCAAUCCUUACAAUUCUUUAUUUAAAAAUUGUUAGACUUCUAGACUGGCUUAAAACACCAAUGUUUUUAAGAGGGAAUAAUGAAAGGAAAACUAUUAAAAUUGGGUCAGAGCAGUUUUUGGGAACUUCCUUAACAAAGAGCUACAUUACACAAACAAAUAUGUCAGGAAAAAGUACCUAAGCUUUACUAAUUUAUUUUGACUCAUGUCUGAAUGCACUUGUUUAUUGUGCAUUCAAAAUGUUCAAGAAUGAAAUGUAAAUGAGCUUCAACUUUGCUGGCUUAUUUGGUACAAGUUUCUGAAUCCUAACGUGCUGCAUGUAUGGUGUGAACACUGUCAAAUAUGCUAUCCUUUUAUCACCUUCUUACUACCCUGGCCAAAAUUCAACAGCAUCCUUGUAAUAAAAAUAAUUAAAAUAUCCUGAUAAUCUUGUGUAUAAGUAAAGAAAUUUUAGUCAUAAGCAUAAUUUUAAAAGGCAGAGUCAACUUAUCCAAGGGCAGUGCUAGUUUUGAAAGAAUCUUAUACAUUAAAUGCUUGGGAAAUGUUGAGUUGCCAGCAAUGUUCCCUUUAGGCUGCGCGGCCGCGCAGCAGUUUUGAGUACCGCGCAGCUAAUUUCCACUUAAGUGUGUGUUUGUGACUGUAGGCUGUAAAAUUUUGCGCACAAAAAAAUUGAUGCUGUAAAAAUUUGCACACAACUUUAUGAUUUUGCACAUGAACCAACAAACCUUAGAGGGAACAUUGGUUGCCAGUAGUGCUAAUGUACUUACUGGUAGCUGUAUGUUGACCCAGAUGCUGGCCACACACACACACUUAGGCAAAAUCAGCUGUUUGUGCUUGACUGAAAUCUGAUACCAAGCCAUAGUGAUCAUUGCUUACUGAUGAUUCCUUCAGCCUCUAUCUAUUAUUGGAAGGAAAUAGGACACUGAUAUAAAUGAUGGGAUACCACUUAAUACCACGGCCUGGGAAAGUGUAGGUCUAAUGACACUGACCGUACUUUAGUAAAUAGUGCAGUGAUUGCUGCUAGCUAAAAAUCUGAUAAAAGUAUAAAAAUCACACAAUUUCAUAUGCCCAAGUUUUACCCUCCACUAAGUAGAGUUAUUGUAAAAUUUCAUACAUUUUGGUAAAAAAACUUCCUUUGACUUAUGGACGAGUAAAUAACAGCAGUUCUUUCUUUUCAGAUAUCAAGGAUCCUCACACUCUGAGAGAAAAGUCUCAAUCCGUUGAUGACAUAUCCAUGGAGGGAGAGGACUACCAGGCUCUGUCGGCCAAAGAAGAGUCUGACCUUGAGCUUCUCAUGUCAGAAUGUCAAGUGGCCAUCAGUAAUGCAGAAGUUUUCACUGAGCAGUUGUCAAAGCAGUUAUCUGUGCUUGAUGGGGUAACACUUGAGUUUUCUUUCUGUAACUUUGUAUUUGCAUGUAACUUUACAUUAUAUUUACAUAAUUUACAUAUUACUUUACAUUAUUUUUACAAAUUUAACAUCUUACUUUACAUUAUAUUUAGGGCUGAGCUGGGUAAAGACCUGGAUACCCAAAAAUGCUGAGCAUUAGCACACCAGGCACAUACCUACCUGGUCUUGGCAAAACAACGGAACUGGGUCCGGUUGUAAAAACAAAAAGUUACCUUCUCAUUUUUUUAAUUGGGAGAAAUAAAGAGGGCAUGUGUAUAAACAGUACAUCAUUUUAACAUAAUUAUUUUGUACAUUUUACAUGAAUUAAAUAAAUAAUAAUAGAAAACCUAUGAUUGAUUGGUUCAAAGCUAUUGUUAGCAAAAGCUUUAAAAAUAAUAAUGUACUUACAGCAAAUUUUGUGUAAUUAUUUGUCUUAGCAAGUUGGUUAUGACUAUGGCACUUUCUAUUGACAAUUAAUAUUUCACACUGUGACUGGCUGAUGAUGCUGAGAAGCAAAAGUUUUUUUUAUUGUGUGUGAAUGUCAUUUGUAAGUUCUCUCAUAGAAUUAAAUAAUCAUAAUUUAAUUUAACACUCAUUUCAUAUGAGAAGCAAUUGGCUUGACUGAAGGAAGGCUGGGAUGGUAUCGCCAUGAUGAUGAUAUAAAUAUUUAUUAAAAUAACAUGCUAACUUUGGUACAUCAAAAAUGAAAACUGCAACCAAUCAGUGACCAGCGAGACUAAUGUAUAUCCCGAAGCUCCUCUCCGUCUUUGAUUUUUGAUAUGUUUAUGGAUUAAAGCAGUGGUUCUCAACCUUUGAUCAUGUCCCCCUCAGGGGUCACGUGACAAAAUGUCACAGGUUGCUUGACAAUUUGUACAGAGGGGUGGUGGGGUGUAAAAUGUGCAUUUUUUUCUAAUUUAAAUUUAAUUUUAAAAUCUAAAUCUUAUUUACAGUGAUCAGACUAGUUUCUUAAUGUACUGCAAUCUGACCACAUUAUGUUGCAUACAAGUUUUGAAAAAACUAUGAUUCAUUCUGUAGAUGUCAGCUGCUUAUUUAAUGUCAAUGUUGAGGCAUGUCCCUUUUAUUUAAAAAAAAAAUAUUUAUAAUUGAAAUUUUAUUAUUUCAUUUUUUUAAAAACCAAAACUUGUCAGCUUACAUGUAAAACUAAAACAAUGUGAUAGGCCUACAGUGUCCCACUCAACAGAGCCUCGACCCAUUUUUAGCAUUUAUUUCUGCUUCCCUCCACUCCACCGAUCAAAAUUACAGUACCAACACCUUUUUCUACAAAAAAGCUCCAUCCACCCCCCACCCCGCCCCUCCCCACCUUCUCAACACCUCAAUACCAUUUCUCAAUCUCAAGUUAUAAGUCUGGUUGUGGGUUGCCAAAGCUUGGUAAAUGUUAUAAAGGGAGCAAAGCACCAAAAAGGUUGUAAACCACUGUGUCAGGAUUCUCUUUUCUUUUCUUUAAGCCUUUUUACCUCGUCUGGGGCAUAGGCCGUCCACAAGAAUUUUACAAUCAUCAGGGUCCUGUCAGGAUUAGGUCUAUAUUAUUAAGCUAUUAGUGUUUUGAAGUCUUCAACUUUGAUGCCUUUGUGAUUGCUGCAGGUUUUAAACAUACACUUUUCAGGUGGAACACGUUAUAGAAAGUGAGAAGUAAACUCUGAUUUUGUAACACUCAGACUCAGACCCGCCGAGUUCUGUCUCAAAAUACCCAGACUGGGUGUAAAAAAAAAAACUGCACCUGGCUCGGCCCCUAAUUAUAUUUACAAAUUUAACAACAAACUGUACAUUAUUUUUACAUAAUUUACAAGUAUUUUUUACUUGUAAAUGUAUAUUUAAAAAAAAUUCUAUAGUGAUUAAGUAAGUGGGGAAUAGGGUAAAAAAAAUUACAUAAAACAUAUGCUCUUUUUAUGCAUAAUUUAAAAAAUAUUUUAGGAAGUAGUGGGGUGGUAGCUUUAGCUUUAGUCGAACCCCAUCAUCCAGCAUCAGUAGAUUUGCCAAUAUGUUGUAGUCUGACCCCAUCAUCCAGCAUCAGUAGAUUUGCCAAUAUGUUGUAGUCUGACCCGAUCAUCCAGCAUCAGUACAUUUGCCAAUAUGUUGUAGUCUGACCCCAUCAUCCAGCAUCAGUAGAUUUGCCAGUAUGUUGUAGUCUGACCCCAUCAUCCAGCAUCAGUAGAUUUGCCAAUAUGUUGUAGUCUGACCCCAUCAUCCAGCAUCAGUAGAUUUGCCAAUGUGUUGUAGUCUGACCCCAUCAUCCAGCAUCAGUAGAUUUGCCAAUAUGUUGUAGUCUGACCCCAUCAUUCAGCAUCAGUAGAUUUGCCAAUAUGUUGUAGUCUGACCCCAUCAUCCCGCAUCAGUAGAUUUACCAAUAUGUUGUAGUCUGACCCCAUCAUCCAGCAUCAGUAGAUUUGCCAAUAUGUUGUAGUCUGACCCCAUCAUCCAGCAUCAGUAGAUUUGCCAAUGUGUUGUAGUCUGACCCCAUCAUCCAGCAUCAGUAGAUUUGCCAAUAUGUUGUAGUCUGACCCCAUCAUCCAGCAUCAGUAGAUUUGCCAAUGUGUUGUAGUCUGACCCCAUCAUCCAGCAUCAGUAGAUUUGCCAAUGUGUUGUAGUCUGACCCCAUCAUCCAGCAUCAGUAGAUUUGCCAAUAUGUUGUAGUCUUACCCCAUCAUCCAGCAUCAGUAGAUUUGCCAAUGUGUUGUAGUCUUACCCCAUCAUCCAGCAUCAGUAGAUUCGCCAAUAUGUUGUAGUCUGACCCCAUCAUCCAAGCAUCAGUAGAUUUGCCAAUAUGUUGUAGUCUGACCCCAUCAUCCAAGCAUCAGUAGAUUUGCCAAUAUGUUGUAGUCUGACCCCAUCAUCCAGCAUCAGUAGAUUUGCCAAUAUGUUGUAGUCUGACCCCAUCAUCCAGCAUCAGUAGAUUUGCCAAUAUGUUGUAGUCUGACCCCAUCAACCAGCAUCAGUAAAGUUGCCAGGUUGUUAUCCCCAAUGAAUACUAUUCCAUGGAACAUUAAAUAUCAAUAUGAACUUUAGAAUGCAGUCUGAUUUAACACAAAAGAGUUCACGCAAGUUACCUCUAUGGUAAAAAUAGCAUGAGAUUAUGACCUUAAGUGCUAUGUGGUUUAUUCACUCAAACCAAAUUUUAUACAAUAAUGAAGAUUAUAGAAUAUACCAGUGUCUCUUUGAGAACUGAAUUUUAUUAAUUUUAUUUCUUGGGUACUUCUUCAUGUGUAAUUAGUUGAAAAACUUAAAAUAUACUUGUGAAACAGGCUAACAUUCAUUCCAUCAUGGGAUCUGAAGACCAAGUGCUUAACUUGAUGAGGUUGUUGGAUGACGGCAUCAAAGAAGCAGAACAAAUUGAGGAGAAGCUCGAUUCCUACGACAAAAUUUUGGCGGUGAGCCACAAUAGUUAUUUUUUUAACUAAUUAGUUGUGGUAAGCAUUUUUUAUGUGUCAGCAACACAAAUUUUAAAAAUAUUUGAGGCAUACCUAUCAGACCUUAGUUUAGUAACACAAAAUUGCUUUCAUAAGGAUUAUUAGAAUAAAGAAAAAUUUCAAUUUAUCAUGUUUGUGUGAUUCAUAUUUAAUUUUUCACACUAAAGGCAUCAUCCUUUAUUAAGCUUUGGUCAAAUUUUGGUGGCCACAUCAUACAAAGCUGAAAAACAUUGAGUUUAUGUGAAAGAGUAGCAAUUAUAAUUAUUGAAAAGUGAAAAAUAUGGCUGUGCAACCAUUUCCAUGCCUACUUCUCAUGUGUAGAAGGAGAUACAUAUUGAUGCUUAUCGUUAUUUAUUGUGAUAUAAGUGUUUAAAUUUAAUAAGAAACAAAAAAUAGUAAUUUUCUCAAAUAGUCUGAAUUGUUUGGGAUACAUUGUAAAUUGUUUAAUCGAUUUCAGCCAUAUCAUAAUCAAAGAUCCUUUGUUUUUCAACUCCUUUCCAAAUUUCUUUUCUUUGGUUUCAUAAAGUGAACUGCGGUAUCCUAAAAGGGGAGUCCGUGGCUAAUCAAACAAACCCUAAGCACAGAGUUUUAUGUAUAAAUCCUUUAUAUGAUUUUUUUAUCAUUUUAUUUUUACAUUAAUAUUUUAAUGUCCCUCCCGCUUUUGCAUUGCAGAUUUAUUUCAUCAACUAUUACACACCAAGCGCACUUGCAAUAUUUUGACGAAUCUCAUUUAGCGCAGUUAUCAGGAAUUAUACUUCAUUUUCCCCAGCAAACAUAAGAAGUAGGCUGAUGUGUUAAAAUUGACUAACACUAUACUUACUGAACCGUCCUCAGAAUGUCAAAGAACAAAUGGAGGUCAUGAGAGACAAAGACACAUUGAUGACCAUUAGAAAUAAGAACCACCAGAGAUUGUUGGAAGAGCUGCAGAAUCUUGUGGUGAGAUCCAUUGGCUUUCGUGUAUUUGUAAUAAGUAUUUUUAAAUUUAGCAAAUUCUGCAAAAAAAAUUUAGAUGACUGAUUAGUAUGUGAUCUCAAUGUUCAUUUUUUGAAUCAUAUUUUGAUGUACAAUGUAAAAAUUGAUGUAGAUAAUGAAUGCCUUUCAGCUAACAUGUAAAGAACCCUUGAUAUUAAUUACACACGAGACAAUUUAAAGACACACUUUUUAAAGCAAGAUGGUAUAGACAGAAUUUUUUUUUUACCUGCCCAAUGUACAAAUUACAGUAUUCUUAGGACAUAUGAUAAUAACUGGGGAGAGACUGCAAUCAGGUUAGGUAGAAGGAAAUAUGUGAAACAAGGUAUGGGAAAACAACAAAUGUGUCAGCAAGAAGCCUUCUUCAGCAAACGAACAACAAGUAACACAAAUACAAAAAUUUAAAAUAAACACUUAGCUGAAAUGUAGCAUCUCAGAGGACAGCAAGAGGACAGUGACAGUUUGAUGAGUGUUAAAGUUAUUGGUAGGCUUGAGAGUGUUGAGUUUUGUGACAGUUUGAUGAGUGUUUAAGUUAUUGGUAGGUUUGAGAGUGUUGAGUUUUGUGACAGUUUGAUGAGUGUUGAGUUUUUUUUCUUUGUAAGAAAGAGAUAUAAGUAUUCCUACUAGUGUUUGUUUUUCAUCCGGUAUGUUUUGUAGAAUUUAUUUUAAAAAUUUAUUAUUCAGUAACAAAUGUUUUACUUGACAAUCUCUUCAUAAAGUUGUAAUUCAUCAAAUAAGUAUGACACUACUGAUCGAAAAAGGGGCGGGGAGUGCUAUGAGGUUGGGGUGCAGUGUAGGAGUAACUGGUCCCACUCCCACAGCCAUUAACUUUAUAAAUGUUUAUUGUUUUAGCCCUAUUACCUAAAUUCCUUUGUGUAAAAUGUUUCUCUUAUGUCACUAACCCCAAACCCCCCCCCCCCCCCCCCCCCCCCCUUGUAAAUUUUUACUUUAUGUUGUGGUAAUUUGAUAAAACAUAGAAUCAACUCGACCUUGACCUGAAGCACAUGCAAGCUUUGAUGGAUGGGGACCUGUCUACACAAAAUGGUAUAGUUGAGUGCACUGCUGCAGCCCAGGCCCUGCAUCACUGUAUGAAUGCAGACAUCCAUCCCUGUAAGGCGCUAGCGAUUUUUGUUAUUUAAUUCAGUUAAAUAUAUAUUUCUCACUCCUCUAAUCUAAACUUCCCCUCUCUCUGACUCUGUCUCUCUCACUCUCUCCCCCUCCCUAUCCCUCUCUCCACCGCCUCCCCCUCCAUCUCCCAAUCCCUCUUUCCACCUCCUCCCCCCUCCAUCUCCCCAUCCCUCUCUCCACCUCCUCCCCCUCCAUCUCCCCUUCAUCUCCCUAUCCCUCUCUCCACCUCCUCCCUCUCCCAAUCACUCUCUCCCCUUCCCUAGCCCUCUCUCCACCUGCUGCCCCCUUCAUCUCCCUAUCCCUCUCUCCCCUCCCCCCUCCCAAUCACUCCCUCCCCUUCCCUAUCCCUCUCUCCUCCCCCUCCCUCUCCCCCCAACUCUCCCUCUUGACAUUUAUAAUAUAAGAUAAUAUUCUUUACAUUGAUCUUAAUAAAUGGAAUUUAAUUUUUUUUAAAUUAAACUGUACCUUUUUAUUUUCAGCUCAUAGAGAAAUACCCUUACCAAUACAAUAUUUUUAAACAAGAACAAAUUAAAAACAACAAAUCUACAGUAUUUCUCAGAGGGAAAAAAAUCAUCAGCAGUCAUAUACCAUAAAACUUGGCACCCUCAGUGUCAUUAUUGGCUUUAAGAGUGAUUAUUUGAAUGUUGUAGAACAAAUAGAAAACUUUGACAAGAACACUGAGGCAAGUGAUAAAAUCAACAAAUGUUAUAAAACCCACAACUGUGAUUAACUUUGCUAAUGAUUUACUGGUGCCAAAGAAUGUAAAAGCAAAUUUGAUUCACAAGGGAAUGCCUGUGACACCUAGACAGACAGAAAUAACUUAUUUGAAUUUGAAGAAAAGUACAAUAGUAAAUACAAAAGGCUUUGAAAGAGCAAAAAAAAAGCGGUAAAGGAUUUAGAUGUUGAAGAUCCCUGCCCCUUGCGACUGAACACAGUGAGGAAAUCUGGUCAUGGGUACCGGUACUCUGUUGAUAUAAAAAUGAGUGUUAUCAAAUUAAUCUCCUCAUAACUUUGGCCAGCAGCUGCUUUGUCUUAUUAUUCAAAUGCUUUUUUUCCCCCCUCCAGCUCUGCUACGAAUGGGCGCGGUAGAGGAACAACAAAAAAGAUUCAAGAAGGUGUCUGCCAACUUCUCCAAGAGACUUGUGCACCAUUUGAACAACCUGUUCAUCCAACAGGUGAGUUUGUAGUUCCUGAAAUGCCAUCAUUUUUAUUAUUUCAUAAGAACAUUUUGGGAAAACCAGGUGCCGGGGCCAUUUUCUGACAAGAUGGUGUUAUCACUGGUAGUCUUUUUAUGUUUUUCAUUCUAAAGCCUAAAAGAAAUGGAAUUAUGGAAUUAAAAAAAAAAAAAAAAUGAAGUCUUAUAAAGGAAGCAACAAACUAUUCGUCUGUAUUAACUUAAAGAUCUACAACAGAAAGUCUGCACUAUCCUGGAGUGUGCUCCUCAGUUUAUAUUAAAAUUUUGAAACUUUCUGGAGAUCUCUGACACAAAUAACCAAACCUGCACCAGGUGUGGACUAAACAAAACAAAAAAAAGAAUGUAACUGACACUUCUCAAGUCAAAUGAAAAUCAUGUGCUGAAUAAAUUUUGUGCUGCUUCUUUUGAGUUAAGUUUUCGUUUUGGAAUUUUGAAAACUCAGUUUGCUGAGUGUGAAUAUAGGAUCCCAGUGGGAACAUUUUUUCUGGCAAACUUUAAUAGAUGUGGUGAAACUCUAGGGUGCCAUGGCCUGUCAGUAGAAAAACACUGCAUACACAAUGCUAGAACAAAUUAAUUAAAUAUCUAUUUAUCUUUCACAACACAGAUGUUUCACACACAACCAUAAUAAUUAGAUAUAAUUAUAUUAGUUGCUACACAAGCUGUGAGAAUAUAAUAUAUAAAAUAUAUAUAUAUAUUUAAUUAAAUAUUGCAAUUGAAUUUUUUCAUAAUAUUGAAUGAUUAUAGGAAAUCAGUAUAUUUUCUAUAUAUGUACCCAAUUGUCAUGAUUCUUUUAUAAUUAAAUUUAUUAAGUUUGCAUGGCUAAUUAAUAAAUUUAAUUUAUCCAUAAAAGUCAACCUCCUUCCAGCUCUGAAUUAUUUACUGCAAAAUGUCAAUGUACCCACUUGUAUAAAUUGUAUAUAAAUUUAUUUUAGAUCAAACCAAGGCUCCAGUAAUAUUUUUUUUUAAAAGAGUUAAAAAAAAGAGAAAUUUCAUAUUACCUUGAGUAAUUUAUUUGCACAUAAUAAAGAAUAAAGUGCUUAUUUUUUUAUAAAUCACCAACUCUUGGUGCAAGGAUUUGGGAAAGGGGGAUAAGUAAUAUAUAUCACUGAACAUGUUUUUACAUUUUCAAAAAAAAUAAUUAUGUGGGGAAAUUUAAUUCUUAAUUUUGAGUAAAUUAAAAAAUAUAAUGCAUGCAGUUUUGAAAUAGGUACUUAAAAAUAAUAUCUGUAAAUUUAUCUUUUUUUUUUCCCCCAACAUUAUCUGUUCUUUAUUUCCUUCAAGCUACAUUCUCUGUUUUUAUUGCCUUCAAUUUCCAUUUUCUGUUCUUUAUUACCUUCAAUCUACAUUUUCUAUUUCACAUGCUUAUUAUUUGUUGCUAAUUUUGCUUACUAAGUGAAGCAUAUGGACUGGUGUGUUCAUUGGAAUUUCAUUAAAAUGAUCUGCAAUAAAUCCAAGGAUUCUUUCCAUCCUCACCAUCUUUAAGCUCUGCAAUUACAAGGCAGAUAUUUAUAAAUUGUAGAAGUAUAACUUUUCAGUCACCACAAUAAAUAAGAGCUUAAGGUGAUUUUGCUUAAGUAAUGAGCAAUAGGCUAUUAACACAGGCUGAAGAUUAUACUACUCCCUGUAUUUUAAAUAUUCACGUUUUAUUUUAUUUAGAACUCAUUCAUGCUCCUGUAAGUGCAUUCUAUCACUUAUGCAGUGUUUUAUUAGAUAACUGUUAAAUUUUUGUAGAAAUAUCAACAUAUUUCUGUAAGUAUUUCACUUGAGAAUUUUUUGCAAUUUUAAUUGAACAUUUUUUGUAACAUUAAUUUUCUAAAAAUUUGCACAGUACAAUUCUUAGCAAUAAAAAAUGCAUGCAGUCUUUUACAGAUUGACAUUAGUCCUGGCAAACAAAUAAAAAAUUGAAUGCCAUAAAACUCAUAUCACGGAAUGUGUGCUGAAAGUAUCUUUUGUUAUUUUUUUAACACCCCAAGCCGCUCCCUCCCCCCAUUUUUUUCUUUCUCUCCAAAGUUGUUUGAAGAAAUUUGUAUCUCCUGCAUUUCUUUUAUUUUGAAUCUUUACAUUUUCUCUUCUCACCUUCAAUUUAAGCAAAACACUUCAAAAAGAAUGAAUUCAUUUUUAUCACACUCUUGUCUCUGACCCUAGUUAAUACACCAGCUUGACAUGCUUCUAAAGUCACAUGAUAACUAUGUAUCUCUCAUCUAUCAUGUCAAGUAUCUCAUCAGUGCUCUUGUCAUUUUUAUAUUCUUUAUGUCUGAAUGUGACACUGAUCAAAAUAUUUCACAUUACUCCUUGGGAGGAAUGAUUUUAUGGUUACAGCACAGCCUUAAAUCAGACCAAUCCCCUUGGCGUCACAUGACUGUACUUGACCUUAUUUCAGCAUCUUCUGUACACCAGACCCUCAUCAUCUCAUUCCUUUUCUCACCUCAACUUUCCUCACUUGCCAAGUAUGAAAAUUAAAAGAAAAGAAUUAUAAAAAAUUUGUAUAACAAAGAUGAGUUCAAAUUUAUCAGAUCAUGUUUGAUUAGUUUUCUUAUUAGUUACACACUUUCAUUGUAAACUUUCAUUUUAAUUAUAUUCUAAUUGAUCGCAAUGGUUUACCUACUAUGUAUGAACUUUCAUUACAAUUAUAAUAUAAUGGAUCAAAAUGGUUUUCCUACUAUGUGUGAACUUUAGCAAUAAAGGUUUAUAAUAAUUCUGUACAUAAACAGGGAUCCUGAGAGAUAUGUUUGUGAACAGUCUUUGUACAUGAUAUGGUAAUAUGGGGGAGACACUGCAAUCAGGUUAGCAAAAGAGGAAAUGAGUAAAACAAAGUAUGUGAAAACCUGAAGAUUAAUGCAUCAAAACAAUGAACGUGUUGGCUGGAAGCCUUUGUCAGUGAACAAGCAACAGAAAAAACAGAAUUUAAUUAAAAAAUAGCACUUAGCUGAAAUGUAGUAUCCGAGAGGGCAGCAAAAGAAUUGUGACACGAAACAUUUAAAUCAAAGAGAUAGUCUUUUAUAAAACGUAUCUCCAUCAAAAAGUAAACUCUCACACUAUAUAAAAGUUUGGUCAUGUAAUUUUCAUUAGUUUCUCAAUUAAAAACAAUUAUUGAAGAAAAAAAUAAGGGUUGAGGGCUAUGAACUUUGAACUGUUUAUAUGAGAUCAGCACUUUGUUUGAUAUCAGAAACACGGCACACAAAAGCUGAUGAAGUUUUUCUCUUUUAAAUGUGAUUAUAAAAUCUCCCAACUUCUUUGUGUUAACUCAAAAAUAAAGUUUGCUAUGAAAAACGGCACCUCUACACGUUAUACACACAUCACUGGCUAGAAGACGGCAGUGCUGUUAUGUAAGCCUUGUAUCCUAAAUGUUUGAGAACCUCUGAGCAACAGGUUAUUUGUAUACAUGAAUUUUUUUAUUGAAAUCACUAAGGGUUAACAGCUUAUUGAUUCCAAUGUGAACAUUUUUAUGAACGCUUCAACUUGUCAUCCUUAAAAUUUAUUGUGCACUUAUUCCUUUAAAUGCACUCAUUUGAACUUUUCCAGGGAAAUGAGAUGGGAGGGACACUCAACAGAUUUGGUCCGGAGGCUAAGCUCCCAUCACACAGCACUAUUCACAAGGAAUUGGUCAUUUAUGCUGAUCUCAUGCUGUGGUUGAAAAAUUCAGAUGAAUCUGUCUUCCAGAAGCUUUCUGCUGUAAGUAGUUAUUGACAGUGAGUCCCAUAAAUUUUUGAGUUUAUUUGAGCAAUUUUUUCCAAUAUUUGAUCAUGCUGAAGAGAGAUCUCUGUAUUGUAAAUGUGCCGUUUACACUUAGGUGCCUUCCAUUUAGUAAACAUUUCUCUGCAGGUCUACAUGAACAGUUUAAGUAAGCUCUACACUAGGGAGAUUUCUGAAUUUCUAGAGGGCUUCAAGCAGAAGUUAGUUGCAGGCAAAGACGGAAAAUUAAAACAUGGUAUUGUAUUGUUGCAUUGACUGUUUUUUUUUUAAAUACCUUUUCCUCUCCACUUUUAAGUUGGUAAAAAAUAAAGUCACAAUACAAUUCUUAGCAAUAAAAAAGCAUGCAGUCUUUUACAAAUUGACAUUAAACCUGGCAAACAAAUAAAAAAUUGUAUGCCAUAAGCUCAUAUCACAGAAUGGGCAGAAAGUGUCAUUUGUUAUUUUUUUUAACAAACUUUUCCUCUCCACUUUUAAGUUGGUAAAAAAUAAAGUCACAAUACAAUUCUUAGCAAUAAAAAAGCAUGCAGUCUUUUACAAAUUGACAUUAAACCUGGCAAACAAAUAAAAAAUUGUAUGCCAUAAGCUCAUAUCACAGAAUGGGCUGAAAGUAUCAUUUGUUUUUUUUUUUUAACAAACUUUUCCUCUUCACUUUUAAGUUGGUAAAAAUUAAAGUUUUGAAUAUGAUUGAUAAGCUAAAGAAAUCUGACCAACACCCUUUCCGUCCCAGUCAAAUGCAUUCCAUUUUGAUCAUCUAAUGCUUUUCAUUUAAAAGAAAAUUCUUGACAAGUUAAUUAAUAUUGAGUUAGUACAAAGCAUGUACCUAUUUAUCUCCCAUUGCUGUUGAAAAUUCACUAACUAAUCCUGAACUCCACCUUCUGUAAACGCCAUGUGUGAUUUAAGCUUCUUAAAAUAUGCUUGAUGUGCAGAGUUCUAACGCUGAUCAUCAUUCCACUUUUAAAAAAAAAAAAUUAUUUUUCCCUGGUAGGAACGGCCACGUUGUCCAGGUUAACUGGGUCCACAACCAGUCUGGCCAAGAUAGAUCGGGGACGCUCGGGAUCUCUUCAGAGUCAUGACGGCCAGCAGCCAACCGGUGGCUCUACCUCGGAUCUGUUAGGGAAAAGUCAUUUUGACAAUGUAGGUGUAGCAGUUUAAUUUUUUCAGAGGAUUUGAUUAUCUAGUUUUUGUAUCUUAACAUGUAAAUUUGACAUGACAAAUUUUCUCUUUAAGACUUAUAACAAUGACACUUCUUCCCCCCCCCCAGUAGUUGGAACCGUUAGGCCUGCAGUGAAUAGAUUGGGUUUUAGUAGUGGUUUUAGUAUGGGGUUUAGUAAUCAGAAAUGUUUACAAAUAAUUAUUAGUCUUAUUUUUUAACUUUAAAAUAAGCUUUUGUGUGGUUAGACAUGGGGGGGUUGAUAUAUUUUUUAAGUUUUCUAAAAAGUGAAAAAUAUUUGUAAGCACUUUCCAAACCAGAUUUCAAUAUUUACAUAAGAGCUAUGUAUUGAAUGCGGACCAAAAUAUCGGCAGGAUAUUAUAAAGUGUUUAACAUUUUUCAGACAAGAAAGACUUUUCUCAUGAGAAAAUCAGUUAUCAAAUUAAUUUAAAAAGAAAUCAGUCGACUGAAUAUAUUUUCAAAAGGCAUUGAAGUGUUAUUUUAUUAUUUUUUUUAAAAACAUUCGCAAAAUUAAUCUUUUUGUAAAUUUGAAGGAAUAUAUAUAUAUAUAUAUAUAAGAAACUUACAGCUGGAGUGUGUACUAAAAAAGGUUGAUAACUCUUGUCUGACAUCUCUGGCUAUUAGAAGCAUUUUGUUUUCAUAAAAAUCAUUCCUAUCUACAUGUUCAUAAAGCAAACUGAUUAAUGUCCCUCUAAUGUUGUUAGAACUUGGAGCAUGUGUUGACAGAGCUGGAAAGAGUCUGCAUAGCAGAGCAAGAUUUUUGCUUCAAAUUUUUCCACCUCAUUGAUAAGAAUCCACCACCGGAAGAUCCCCAGGCCAAGGUGUGAAGAAAACAAUGUAUAGUCUUCCAUGUUUCUUUAAUGUCAUAAAUCCUAUCAAAAUAUUUGAUGUGUUUUUUUAUUUAUGUUUAAAGUAGGCUAAUGAAAUUAAUUUUAACCAUCAUAAUAGUUCUGAUAUUAUAAAUGUUAAUUUUCUGACAGAAAUUCAUUUACUGAUAGAGUUGACGUUUCAUUUUGUGAUAAUCAGUGAAUUAUUAACAAGUACGGACUUAUUAUUAACAAGUGCAGAAUUAUUAUUAACAAGUACAGAAUUAUUAUUAACAAGUACAGAAUUAUUACACUUUCAUCUGCCCUUUAUUUAUGUAAUGUGUAUUUAUAAUGUAACUGUGCAAUGUGUUCUUAAAGUUGGAUAUGUAUUUGCAAUGUAAUGUGUAUGUACAAUAUAAUAUGUAUGUACAAUGUAAUGUGUAUGUACAAUAUAUAAUAUUUUUUUAACAGUGUAAUGUUGAUGUACAACUAGAAUGUGUAUUGAGUUUGAAGCUGUGCAGCAGAGUCACAGAGAAGAUAUCUUCUUGAUGUCCAGAUAGAUUUGAAAUUGUUGAUUUUACCUGUCAGUCGUACAAUAGCAACUGAUCAUUUCAUGAAUGGGCUGAAUCGAUUACUUGAGAAACCUUUCCGCUAUGAAGACCUGGUAAACAUCAAAGUCACAUUUUGCCAGGGAAAGGCAUGAUGAGACAUUGACAUCUGCAACCAUUUGAUGAUCCAAGGGCAUGCUGGUUUAAUCAGACUUUAACUUAAGUAUUAAUUAUUCAUCUGUUACAAAUUUAAAGACAGCAUUCUGUAAUAUUUUUUUAGAAUCUUUUUUUGUACUUUAAGGAAAAGGAUACUUCUGCUGGGGGAGGAGAUGGAGAUUCUGACGUCUGGGUCACAAGACAAACCAAUUCAAACUCAGAGUAAGUUCCCUUGUUUUUUUAAAUUAUAUCAAACUGUGUAACAUGUAUUUAAAAAAAAAAAAACUUAGCUUAUCUGUAAUUGUUUGUGUAAUAUAGGAAUUGUCUAUCUUUAAAAUAAAUAAAUGGAAAUGCUUAAUUACAGCCAACAGCUAACGACUGCAUUUUUCUGAGUAUAUGUCACAAUUUUUUCCACUAAUGUCUUGAAACUGGGAUAUGGCCUUCAAUCGCAGGUAGUGCAAAAAUAAUAAAAACGGUAUAGAUCAACAAAGGUAAAUAAGGAUGCAGUUUAUAAUCAAGAGGCUCCUUUACUCUGAACAAUGGGUUAUUUAAAACAAACCAAAUAAGGUGAAAUUACCUAGCUGAUAUGCACCAAACUGUAGAGCUGCUCUUCUGUGACACAACUGGCACUUUCAAUUAGGGUGGGGGGAAGCAUCUCAGUGAGGGUUUAAUCCCAUUAAAUAUCCUAUGUACAUUAUGAAAUUCAUUAUUCAUAUACAUUUUUCCGAAUUUAAAAACUAUGUCAUCCUCAUUAUAAAUACAUAUCUGCUACUACUAUGCUACCAACUAUUCCUUCAACUAGACAAUAUAAUGUACAAACAAGUUAUUCUGGCAACCAUCGUUUGCUGUAAUAUUCUUACUAACCAAAAAACCACUUUAUAUUAAUAAUACUAUUUAAAUAUUAUUUCAUCAACUUGAGUAUUAGUGAACCCAAAUAUUACUAAUGUUUUAGCUGCCAAAGGAGACUUGCAUAAUUUCUCUUUAGAAUACCAGGGUGCUGGUUUAAUGACUAUAAAUUAAUGCUAGUAUAGAAAUCUCAGACCCAAUAAAUGUUUAUUUUAAGAAAUGAUGCCUAAGGUAACUAUGUAAAACUAUUUUCAAUUUUGUGAUGAACUUUGUAAAUGCUGAUUGUAGAAGAGUUCAGGAUUGAAAAGGGACUUAGUGAAGCUGAAUGGUAUUUUUGGGGGAAAGGAAUUGCUGAAAAAUAUAUUUAUUCAUUUCUUGGUUAAAAUAAACUCAAAUAGAAGACUAUUCUGAAAAUAUCCUCAAUAGUCAAGUACCCCGGCACUCAAUAACUAUAUUUGGAUUCACUACUGAGCAUACAUAACGCCAAGCUGUAUCUUUACAUCUUUUAGUUUGGAGGAUGGGUGUAGGGCUUUCUUUUUUUACACAAUAUAAUAAAAUUUCUAAACAUUUAGAUCUGUGAGUGGUCCUGGGGAAGGAAUUAUUAACCCCAGAGUCUGGACACAUGGGUCUGUUCAUGUCACAGAUCUUUGCCUUAAAGUAUAAAACAGUUUUGUUGAGAAUCAUGUCAGAACUUCUUGUUUAUUCUUAAAAUACUUCAUUUCAUAUUUCAUUAUCUUGAGACAAUUUACAUUUAAGAACAAGAAAUCUGGUUCUCAGUUUGAAUUUCCUUAAAAUGAAAGAUAUUACAUAUCAAAUUGAACAAGGUUAAACAAUAUUUAACAAACACAUGACUACAUUUCUUAAAAUCAUUUUGUGCUAAUUUUAUGCUCUAUGUAUUUACAACUACUAUAGUUUUGAUUAACCAAAGACAUAGACUAAGCAUAAGAGUAUACUACAGCCUAAAUAACAAUUGUCAAAAAUUAUGUUAACAAUGACUUAAUCUUACUAAUUUUUUGUGCAUUAAUGCUAUUAUUAUAUGAUGUUUUUCUUCAUCGUUCAUUUAAACGUUUUUUAAGGACAGACUUUUUGUUAUCUUUCCACUCAGGUUUUAUGGAAACUCUCUUACAAAUUUUUUGGAAAGCCAUUAAAUUUCUUGUAAUUGUAAUCAUUUAAAUAAAAAAUUAUUUUUUUUUUCAACAAAAACUAAGGAUAUUUUCUUAUGCAAUUUUAACAUAGCAAAUUAACAGAAUUUCCUAGCUCUAAAAUAACAAUUUUUUUUCCUUUAAAAUAAUUUAUAACUAAUUCAAAAAUUCAGGAUUCCAAGAAUUAAGAUAUUCUUAAAAUAAAUUACAUUAUUAUGUUAUCAAGUACUCAGACACUCAUAUGUUCUAAUUAGAUUACUGAUUCUGAAUAAAAAAUAAAGUUGAAAGAGCCUUGUGUUGUGUUGACACAAAUGUCCACCUAAUGUGUAUUCUUUGUUUUAUCACCAUGUUUUUUUCUAACAUAAUUCUCUUUAAGCUGUUGAUUAACAAUAACCCAACCCACCCAUUUGUUCUAGGGGUGACUAUGUCACAGAAAAUCUCGGUGGAGGCCUCUUACAAAAGAGAGUCACGGUCACCUCCGAAAUGUAA
Lymnaea stagnalis (great pond snail) is the source of this 19441-nucleotide messenger RNA. The record is from the annotation of a GenBank genome assembly. Lineage: Eukaryota; Metazoa; Mollusca; Gastropoda; Lymnaeidae.